This is a messenger RNA of Exophiala bonariae, 4722 nucleotides long. RefSeq lists its product as uncharacterized. Gene Ontology annotation, molecular function: protein binding. The record is from RefSeq and is a predicted model, not a curated record. Lineage: Eukaryota; Fungi; Ascomycota; Eurotiomycetes; Chaetothyriales; Herpotrichiellaceae. The transcript is spliced from 3 exons. The coding region runs from base 1 to 4722 and encodes 1573 amino acids.
AUGGCUAUUCUUAACGAGCUCAAAUGUCUCGAUGGUGUUGCUAAUGUUUUCGUAACGUCAAGACCUUUGCCGUCCAUCGCUGAAAACUUCAUUGGGAAACCACAACUUUCGAUCCGGGCAGACGACAAGGACAUGAGGAAAUACAUCCCAUCAAGAUUGCACAAAGAACCAACCCUAUCCUCUUUUCUUACUGCUGAGCAGAAUCUGGCAGAAGAGAUUGAAAACGCGAUUGUAGGAAAAGUGCAAGGCAUAUUCCUCUUGGCAGAAUUGCAUCUCAACUCUCUGGCCUCGUAUGACAAUCGCCGUCAGUUGAAGAAAGCCCUUACCAUGCUCCCAAUCGAUUAUAAUUCGACUUUUGACGAUGCUAUCACCCGAAUUAGACAGCAGUCGACAUACACAGCGAAACGGGCUAUGCAAGUGCUCUGUUGGAUCACAAAUGCCUAUGAGCCCCUCUCCAUAUCUGAACUACAGCAUGCUCUAGCCGUGGAGAUUGGAGACAAAGAGUUCUACCCCGAUGCAAUCGUAGAGUCCAGCCACCUGAUAUCCAUAUGCUGCGGCCUGGUAGCUGUUGGCGAAGGUAGUAGGCUGAUUCGACUUGUACACUAUACGCUGGAAGAAUAUUUGAGUGAACGGAAGCAUGAACUGUUCCCCGAUUACGCCGACGAAAUGACGAGAGUUUGUCUCACCUACUUGGGAUUUGGAAAUUUCGCGAUGGGUCCAGCACCCGACGAUUCAGCCAUGAAAGCUCGACUAGUAGAGUACAAAUUUUUCGAGUAUGCAGCCACAUCAUGGGGCAAAUAUGCGAGCCAGGCUCAAGAUCCUGAGACCUUGGCGCACAUUUGUGACUUGCUUGGCCAAGAAGGCAAUUGCUCUGCUGCCGUGCAGUGCAUAUCUGUGACACCUGCAGACCAAUCGGAGCGGCAUUGGACUCACUUUGGACUCUGUGAGCUUGCAACAAGUUUGUUACAGGGUGGUGCUAAUGUCGACCACAAGGAUGGAUGGGGUUGGACGCCCUUGUUUGUGGCCACCGACAACGAUCAUAUGGACAUGGUUGAUCUCCUUUUGAAGGCCGGCGCAAGUAUUGACCAUCUCGAGAACAACGGAGACACAGUCGCGAGUGUGGCCGCACGGAGGAACAAUAUUGGUCUUGUCCGCCUUUUGCAUGACAAACCGGCCGAUCUCAAACACAGGAACCACAAGGGAGAAACACUGCUUCAUGAGGCGGCUUGGGGGGACUGCAUCCAAGUCUGUGAAGCACUUCUCUCCUGGGAUUUCGACUUUACCGUCACGGACAGUGCUGGCUGCACUGCGCUGCAUCAAGCAGUCGAAGAAGGGUCAACCGCUGUCUCAGCAAUGCUCCUCGAAAAAGGUCUCAGCCCUAAUCAUCAAGAUAAGUACGGAUACUCGGUCCUCUUCAAGGCGAUUAUGAAAGGCCGCACGGAGAUAGUGAGCCUGCUCAUCAAGCAUGGUACUUCUCCGAACGAAUUCAUAUCGCAUUACCGAACAACGGAGUACGAUAACGAUGCGAAGGUAGGUGGUACAGCUAUAUUACUUGCAUCACAUAGAGGUUCUGAGGACAUCUUUGACCUCCUGGUCGCGCAUGGUGCCGAUGUCACGGCAACAAACACAGAGGGUGUAAUUGUACUGUUUGAGGCCUUGACAUCAGGGUAUGGUUCUUUGGCGGCGAAGAUUAUUAGCCUUCUCUCGAAGACUGGACCUGGGUUCAGAAUCACGGAUGCCAUAAUCGAGGAAGCGGCUAGAGCAGGCAACCUUGACUUGUGGUCGGCUCUGCUGAAUUUGGACAACACAAUUACCGUUGAAGAAGAUGUGAUGCUCAAGUUAACAGGAAGCUUUCACCGUCGCGAGCUCAUCGAACUCUUCUUGACCCGUGGUGUAGCCUUUUCAUUCACAGACAGAGUCUUCGAGUCGAUCUUGGGUGCUUGGGACAGUGAUCGCCUACUUCCAUUGGUCUGCAAGCUCCGCCGUGUACAACUAACGGAUGAUAUCCUCAUAACAGCUCUUAAACACACACACGCAACUAGGAAGGACAAGAUUCUGGAAACAAUUAUGACGCAUGCUAGCUUGCUGGACCUCACCGAUACGGCACUCAGCUUUCUCGCUGUAAACUAUAGUAUCAGGAGAGUCCAGCCAUUGAUGGACAAUGGCUCGAAGAUUUACGUUCGAGCAAAACACAUGGGCUUUCAACCACUCUUCUAUAGUACACCAGAGCUGGAGAACCUCAGACUCUUGGUUGUCCAUCCCGGUGUGGAACUCGACGAAGGUGCCUUCAGAGCAAUCUGUCGCAUGUACAAGUCAGACAUCAUUCAGACGGUACUGCUCUCUUCAAGUGGUUCUCUGAUCACUGAAUCUAUGGUCUAUGCUGUCGCAGCCUUUGGGACGCGAGAUGACGUAGAAAAAACUUUGGAACUGUACACCGGGUCCAUUGACGUGGAAAGGAUCAUGUCUGAAGUCUGCUCAUCGCAACAAAGCCAUCAACUUCACGAAAUAAUGGAUUUUCUCCUUGCGCGAUUCGUUGACUAUCGAGUAUCUGAAGAGGUGUUGAUACUCGCUGCGAAGCAUGAAUUCAAUUUCGAGAAGCUCCUUUCCACGAAUCCGGACUACCUUGUCACUGAAAAGACGCUGCUCGGGCUUAUACCGGGCUGGGAUUCACUUCCACCGUUCCUGUUCGCACCCGAGAGGAAAAUGCGCAUCACUUUGACCGUCGACCUUCUCUCCACAAUGUCUGAUUGGCCAGGCGGGAGCAGUGCUGUGGAUUUAUUGCUCCAGCGGCCAGAUACUGUCGUCGUGGGCGAGUAUGCUGUUAUCAAGCUUGCCCGAAACAAAAGACUGAUCACCGGGCGCUCAGAACAGCACUACAGUGGCUAUCUUUCAUUCGUAUAUAGGGGGCCUCCGACUCACAACCUCGAUGAGCUCAUCGAUCUGAUGGCGGAUAACAUGGAUCCCUCCAUGAUUUCACCUAAUGCCGUCUGCGAAGUUGCACUCACUUUCCCGGAAAAAUACGCAAUAACAAUGUUGGAGAAAGCAGAUUCGAGCUUCAAGGUCACGAAUCGUGUCUUCAAUGCUGUUGCAGCAAAUUGCAGCAAUUUCUCCGUUAAUCGUUUAUUGGACAGACCGCGCCACACCUCGGAACAGUCACCACCCAGUCUUGAUGUUGUCAGUAUUUUUCAGCGACUCGAUUUCGUAACAGUAAGGCGAACACUGAACUAUUUCCCAGAAAUUCCUAUCGAAGCAGAUACCCUUCUCCAUUUGACUCAGAACAAAACUAGAAGUGUACCUGAGUUGUUGAGUUUUCUCUGGAAACACUCCUCGAUAUUCUCCUCGAUAUCGGCGACGAUGGCACCAAAGUUAUUGAGGAGCACGAUGCUGAACUCGACCAUGGCGCUCGGUCUAGCCAAAGUGAUUCUGUCAGAAUGCCCUUCACUGGAGAUCAGUGAGACUGUGUUGAGGAGAGCCGCCAAUCACAAGGAUGCGUUGCAUCUUGUGCAAUUGUUCCGCGACCAUAGCCCUCAGCUCGUGUUGCACGAGAGCACAUUCUGUGCGGCAGCCCGGCAGGGCCGCAACGGGACCAAAAUUCUGCAGGGAUUAUUUUCCCUGGCGCCGAGCCAGCCCGUCACUGAGAGAAUUCUUUUGGCCGUGCUAAAGCGUGCUAAUUGCACCGUUCCUUUCCUGGGAAACUGGGAAGUCAGCAGUACUCUGAUAUACUACGAUGUGGCUACUGCUAAAGACACGCUUCGUUACCUGCUAAACCGUGGACUGAGCUUGGUCCCAGUGGUGACGAAGGCUUUGGCAGUGGCGGCCACACGCUAUCAUUCGACAGAAGACGCACUGCAAAUCCUCUUACGUGGGGUCAGGAGUGUGGACAAGCAAGCAGUAGUAUACAUUCUCAAGCACUGCGGCCUGGACUCCGUCGAAGUGCUGAUUGAAAUAUUGCACGUUCCGGUCUUAUGGUCCCCUCAGCUUUUGAAGAUUAUUUCGAAGAACAAGAACCACAAGAGAGAAAUAAUGAUGGCAUUGCUGAAACGUGAGCGGAAAGCACUCGAUCCCAAGAUAGCCAUACUAGCACCCUGCAUAUUCAGGAGGUUUGACCCCGACAUCGCUCGACUCUUCCUCUACCGCUUCUGGCAAGGCCCACUUACAGGUUCAGUAUUGCACGCGGUAGCAAUGACCAAAUGUUCAACUGUCAAGCUAUUGAGAUCACUUCUCCAAUUUGAUCCGAGCUUGCGUUUCACAUCCAGGGACUUGGCCUCCGCCAUCGCCACAAAGCGUGGUAAGUAUUUUGUGAACUUCAUCCUGUCACAUGGCAAGCCCGGCAUGAUCACGCUCGAUAUAGCGCGCCUUGCGCGCCGUGUGAACCGUGGAGCCAGAUACAGGAGAUCGUGGUAUGAAGAGGAACCGCGCGAGGAUAAGGAUGAUAGUGAGCCAUUGAGUCCGAAGAGACUGCUGGACCUUGUUAAAGACACCCAUCGCAGAGAUGCCAGAUAUACUGUUUUUAGGCUAGAAUAUCCGCCAGGCGCUCGAUAUUUUAGCUAUCUAUCGGACAAACAACCUCUAGAGUCGACUAGUAGCUUGGGCGAGAAGAGUGAUUUCUCUGGCGAGCUAAACCUCCCUCACCUCGAGGCCGGGGUCAACGACAAGGCUGGUAGUGCUGAUGGGCAUGCGGUGCCAGAGCCGGUGGGCACGGAUUGGACAUCUGACGCUUAA